Molecule: messenger RNA, 6046 nt
Organism: Anarrhichthys ocellatus (wolf-eel)
Lineage: Eukaryota; Metazoa; Chordata; Actinopteri; Perciformes; Anarhichadidae
Gene: pkp4
Product: plakophilin 4
Exons: 22
Coding region: 1050-4430 (1126 amino acids)
Biological process (GO): cell-cell adhesion
Cellular component (GO): nucleus; cytoplasm; adherens junction
Molecular function (GO): protein binding
Source: RefSeq, a predicted model, not a curated record
AUCGCUGUGACCUCACUUAACACGUUUGAAUUGUCUCACACUGAUAUUUAUUGUCAUAUGGUUGAUUUUAGGCUAUAACCUGCAGGGACAGCAAAUAUGCAAAUUAGCUUAGCAACCUCUGUUGCUCUUAUAGUGAUGUGCUGUUCCUGCCACAAUAAAAUAAUAUUCAGAGUUUGGCUGAAAAUGACAUAACGUAUCUAAUAUCUUGACCUAAUACCAAAAACAUAAUGCAGUUUUAAUAAUACUUUAUCUAAUAUCGGUGUUUAUACACAAUGCAGCUCAAAGUGCUUUACAAACCCAAAAAUGCAAAAACAGGAAGAAUGCAAAAUACAAUGUAUCAUGAUGUUAAUUAGUCUUUUCCGUUAUGUGCGUCCAUGCAUUGGAUUGCAUCAUUUACAAUGACGCACUUCAUACACUUUUACUCGUUAACCAUCCUUUGUGAGUCCCAUAAGGACCAGUCAGGCCUACAGCACUUGCGUAAAGGAGAGAACACACGUGCACGCACACACGCACGGUGUCCGCUGCAGGCUGCAUCCCUCCUCUCUCCAGCAGCGCUGCAUCGCACUUGUGCAACACGGGCUUUCUGCAGCCGCAACACCAUCAGCCACGCGUGGAACGGCGCAUCGGCUCCCGGAUCGAUUCCCGUAUCGGAAACCGAUCCACAGCCGCAUGGUGACGUCACGCCGCUGAUCGGUAAUAGUUGCUGGGCGGGUUGGUGGGCGGGUGACUGGGUACCGCGCGGACGUCAGGGGCAGACGGGUGCAUUGGAACCUCACACCGGAUAAAAGGAAAGAAGAAGAAAAACAAUACACUAUAUAUUGCGCGAGGAGUGUGUGGACGCGGACGGGACUGGUUUGUUUUUGUUUAUUUUGUCGUGACGGCGCGUGGGAAAUGUAGUAGCUGUCACGGCCGCCUGCAGGAGGAGGAUGGAUGCGUAACAGGACGGAUUGAGCCAGCUGUGGCCUGCUUCUAACAGCAACAUCUGGCCGGGUCAGAGAGGGCGCCUCAGCAGCCAGCCUGCUCUGGACUAUCGCGGGGAGGUGGAGGAGAUGGAGGAGGGGGAAGGGCCCAUGGCGGUCAGAGAGGGGCCGAGCGGUCACGGCCUCCUGCCGAACGCCAGCAGCACCACCACCAACCUCCUGGCUUCUGUCAAAGAGCAGGAGCUUCAGUUUGAGCGGCUGACUCGGGAGCUGGAGGAGGAGCGGCAGAUUGUCGCGAGCCAGCUGGAGAGGUGCAUGCUGGGAGCUGAGUCGCCAGCGGGAGACAGUAGCAGCUCAUCUGAGAAGUCGUUUGCAUGGAGGUCUGCAGGUGGAGAGUCGCAGGGCGGAGUCUUGGAGGCGUCUGGACGUCACCUGGAGGCGGAGGAGGGACUCUUCAUGCCUGAACCGGACCGAGCCUCCCUGCAUGACAGUGAGGGCUCAGGAGGCCACUCGGCCCACAUGACCUCGUAUUCAGACAGCGGCUACCAGGACAGCAGUGUUAGUUAUUACAGCAACCAGAACGUGGUGCGUUCGGAGCCCCGGGCCUCGAUAUCGAGAAGCCCGAGAGCUGAGGGUCAAGCCUCUGGACAGGUGUCAGGCAGGGUGUUGCGGAGGAUGGCCUCCCUCCCCUCCAGGAGCCAGUCUCCCGGCGGUGGCACCGCCGGCACCGUCUCGCCCUCCCGGAUCUCCCUGCGAACAUCCCAGGGCAGCAACUACGAUUCCCCCAUCCUGUCGGAGCCCAAACCUCUAGCCGCCGUGUUCCCCGGCACCUCCAUGCCGCCCUCCUGCCCUUCGCCAAACUCCCCGACUGACGGCACGCAGGGUGGCCUGGUACUCGGAGGAGGAGGAGGUCUUGGUGGGCGUCUGGGCUCCACCCUGUCUCUGGUGGAGGGGAGGUGUUUGACGGGGUCACCGCUGCGUGCGGGCAUGACGGCGGUGCCGCAGCACUACGGCUCCACGCUGCCCAGGCAGAGCCAGCCGCUGGCCUACGGAGCGGAUCCAUACGGGCUGUACCAGAGGAGCGCACUGCCCCGACCCGACAGCCUCAUAGGGCUUCACAGCUCGUACGCCGGUCACUCGGGGCAGAUGGAUCCAGAGCUGAGGGCGGCGUUGUCUCCGGACUGCCUCAUGACGCCCGUUUUCGAUGAGCGCUCCUUCCACAGCCCGCUGUACCACAGCCCCACCCACGACCCCCAGGGCUCCCUCUACAGGACUACCACAGGUAUGGGGACCCUCCCUCGGACCACAAGCCAAUGCGGCACGCUGCCGUACCAAAGAAGCAGCUACGGGCUGAGCACCGCAGCUCUGUACGUCGACUCCUACAGGGUCUCCGGCGAGCCCAUUUUCUCCCACCGGCACUCUGGACUGGUGGACCGGGUGGCCACGCGCACGCCGUCCAUCGAGAGCAUCCACAAGGACCCCAGGGAGUUUGCUUGGCGUGACCCAGAGCUGCCGGAGGUCAUCCACAUGCUGCAGCAUCACUUCCCCUCCGUCCAGGCCAACGCCGCCGCCUACCUGCAGCACCUGUGCUACGGAGACAACAGGGUGAAGGUGGAGGUUUGUCACCUGGGAGGGAUCCAGCAUCUGGUGGACCUGCUGGAUCACAAGCUGACGGAGGUUCAGAAGAGCGCCUGUGGGGCCCUGAGGAACCUGGUGUACGGCAAGGCCACCGACAACAACAAGGUGGCACUGAGGAACUGCGGCGGCGUGCCGGCUCUGCUGCGCCUCCUCAGGAAAACAACCGACAACGAAGUCCGGGAGCUGGUCACUGGCGUCCUGUGGAACCUCUCCUCAUGCGAUGCGGUGAAGAUGACCAUCAUCCGUGACGCCCUGUCCACGCUGACCAACACGGUGGUCAUCCCCCACUCGGGCUGGAGCGUCUCCCACCGCGACGAACACAAAGUCAAGUUCCAGUCCUCCCUGCUGCUGCGUAACACCACCGGCUGUCUGAGGAACCUGAGCUCAGCAGGGGAGGAGGCGAGGAGUCAACUGCGCUGCUGUGAAGGCCUUGUGGACUCGCUGCUUCACGUCCUCAAAGCCUGCGUCAACACCUCCGACUACGACAGCAAGAUCGUGGAGAACAGCGUCUGCACCCUGAGGAACCUCUCGUACCGGCUGGAGGUGGAGAUGCCCUCCUCUCGUCUGCUCGGCAACCAGGAGCUGGACACCCUGCUGGGCUUCUCCUCCCAGGCCAAGGAGCUGGACUACCUCUGCUGGGGCAAGAGGAGGCGCGGCAGGAAGAGGGGCGGCUGGCCCGACGACAAGUGGGACGGCGUCGGGCCGAUGCCAGGUUUCUCCCAGUCUCUGAGGGGGGCGGAGCUGCUGUGGCACCCGAUAGUGGUGAAGCCGUACCUCAACCUGCUGGCCGAGAGCUCCAACCCCGCCACGCUUGAGGGCGCCGCUGGGUCGCUGCAAAACCUCUCUGCUGGAAACUGGAAGUUCUCUGCCUACAUCCGAGCAGCGGUGCGUAAAGAGAAAGGUCUGCCCAUCCUGGUGGAGCUGCUGAGGAUGGACAACGACCGGGUCGUCUGCUCCGUCGCCACCGCCCUCCGCAACAUGGCGCUGGACAGCCGCAACAAGGAGCUGAUAGGAAAGUACGCCAUGCGGGAUCUGGUGAACCGGCUGCCCGGCGGCACUCCUCCGGUGCUGUCGGACGAAACGGUGGCGUCGGUCUGCUGCACGCUGCACGAGGUCACCAGCCGCAACAUGGAGAACGCCAAAGCUUUGGCUGACAGCGGAGGCAUCGAGAAGCUGGUGGACAUCAGUAAAGGACGAGGGAAAGGGUACCAGAUGAAGGUUGUGAAGGCAGCAGCUCAGGUGUUAAACACGCUGUGGCAGUACAGAGAGCUGAGGAACCUCUACAAACAGGACGGCUGGAACUACACUCACUUCGUGACUCCCGUCUCCACUCUGGAGCGAGACCGCUACCUUUCACAGCCGACCCUGCCCACCAGCCCGCUGCAGAUGUCCCCCGUCAUCCAGUCAGGUGGUAGUGCAACGUCCUCGCCGGCGAUGCUCGGGAUACGAAGACACAGUUCUAACUAUCAGAGAGCGCAGUCAUCUAUGCAACUCGACACGUAUUAUGGCGACAACAGUUUACACAAACGGCAGUACACAGGGUCUGAGAAGAAAACUCCGUAUUUCAUUGGGACAUAUUCUUCCCAGUCGGGAGAGGAUUUGAGAAGGUCCCAGCACACAGAGCCAUUUUACGACGAACCCGACAGGAAGAACUACAACAGCUACAGAAUGUACCUGUCGUCCCCACAAGGCUACGGGGAGGAGCAGUACGAGGACGAACCGGUCCACCUGACCCCGUCCUCCCCCGACGGCUACGCCAGCCAGUCGCUCCAGUUUAAAGCCAACACCAACUACGUGGACUUCUACUCCACCACACGGACGCCUUCAAACAGGGCGAACAAGUUCACCGGCUCCCCCGACUCCUGGGUGUAAAAACAAUGUCGACACCGCGUAUGUUGAGCUUCUGUUUCUGUGGGUGUUUGUGUGUGUGGGGUGCAUAUUGGGUGGGUGCGCUGUGUGAAAGGGUGAGGAUGCAUGUGAAUGUGUUGAAACUGUACUGAAGGGAGCAGGGCUUGGUUUGUUUCGUGCAGCUUCUGAUCAAGUCUGACCAUGUGCACGAUAAUGCAGAUAAAUGAUGAACUAUUCCUUUACUUUGCAAACUCAACGACCAUGACAUGCUUUAUAUACGUUAGUGCUUAUGGCUCAUUUUAAAAACGGUCCGUUUCAGAUCACAAAACGUGGUGUGAAAGCCCCGUUAUGCAUCCAGACACAGUGUGCAACACAUGGGCAUCUCAUAGGAGCCCUCUAACUUGUCGAAAUGAAGUCCUGGGUUGGCCGUUGUUUACUUACAUCGUUGUGUUGUGGCCCUUUCUUGUGCAAUGAUUUAAUUGCAACCGACUGCAGAAUUAGCGUCGCCUAACUCCUGAUAACGGUCGAGACUGGAAAUACAGAUUCAUUUGCUGACUGUCUUAAAAAUUGUAACUACGACAGUGGUGUCGAUCCCUGAAACGUACGAUCUUAACGAGAGUGUGGAUGAUAAUAAUUGUAAUAAUGAUAAUAAACUUUAAUUACAUAGCACCUUUCAAAACAAAAAUCAAAUUUGGAAGAGUUUAAAAGUUAUACAACAUUGAGUAAAGGAGCUACAAAUGAAUAACAUCAUUGAUAUAAUAAAAGUUAACUGAAUGCAUUUGUAUGAAAAUAAGUGAAAUUCAGGCCACAAACCCGUCUUACUUAGCACUUAACUGCAGUUUAGAGCUUAGAACAAGUUUCUAUUCUGAUUUGUCACGAUGAAAAAUGUAAAGAUGCCAUAUAGGAAAUCUCCAAACGGAAACAUUUGGACUUUAUCUGCGUUACUGUGGACAUGGACUACUUUUCCGUGGGCUUAGUCAAAAGCUGCUCUUUGAGAGAAACCUGGUUCUGACCUUGUUGUUUACAGUGUUUGUGAAGGUCGGCUGAUUUCAUUUCUCUCUGCAGUAAAAAUGUGCAGUUUGUUUGUUAGCCAGCAGCAUCCUAAAUGUGAGAGAAAUAGGAACUCAUUGAAGCUGAUUCUGUAAAAAAAAAAAGAAGAAACACCUGGCAGAAAUACUAUUAAUAGGGAUAAAUAAAAGCAGCACUAUUUGAGUUUCCUGCUGCGAUAAAUAAAACAGAUUAUGCUCUAAAAAUACGAUAUUAUUUGACCCAGGUUUGGAGCAUCGUCACUAUUACCUUUAAAGACUCGGAGAACCGGGGUUACAUCUGUAACCGUUUGUUGGCCAAAAGUGCAGUAAUAUAAAGUACGUGAAUUAUGUGGAGAAAAAACCGUGAACAUCUAUUUGUACAGAUACAAUGGUUGAACCGUCCUGUUACAUUGUUGUAUUCAAUAUGUGGAACUUUAUGUGAUUGUGUGAAGAAGAUUUUUCUAUUAUUUAUUAUUUUUAUUAAUUUAACUUGUGACCUGACCAAAAUACAUCCGUCUGUUCUGUCCAAAACUGAUGAUGAUGAUGUGCAAUGUUACAGAGGGAAGUAUAUGUAUAGGGAUUAAAGAUUAUAUCAUGACAAAAUACCUGAAA